Messenger RNA from Apis dorsata (giant honeybee), 1489 nucleotides. RefSeq lists its product as uncharacterized. The transcript has 2 exons. Lineage: Eukaryota; Metazoa; Arthropoda; Insecta; Hymenoptera; Apidae. The record is from RefSeq and is a predicted model, not a curated record. Bases 82 to 714 code for a protein of 210 amino acids.
AUCCAAUUUCUAAUUUCUACAGCUACUGACAUUUCGGGAAUAUCGAUUUCUAAUUCAAAUAAAAAAUCAAUAGUGAAAAAUAUGACGGAAGAAGGGACGACGAGAUCAGUUUUCACCGCUAAAAUUAGCACGAUGAAAUCUGAUGGUAUGGAAGAACGCGAUUCUAAAAAAAUGAGCGAUAGAAGCGAUUUUCCUAUAUCGUACGAUUAUGUCACAAAUUUAGAGAGAAUUGAAAAUGUAAAUAGUCUGGAGAUUUUUGAUGCAAAAACUACCAGCGAGCCAAGUCGCGUUUAUUCGAAUAAAAUCUCUACUAACUCGAGCGAAAGUUUUAAUCAAACUCCUUCGAAUCGUCAAACAAACGACGUCUUCCAAGUCUUCGAAAAGAUUCCAUGGAAUUUCUCGAAUAAGCUAGAGAAAGCUCCGAUCUACAAAAAACUUAGAAAACCUUCGUUGGAUAACGACUUUUGGAAAUACAUCGUAAUUUCACGAAAUGUUAGUUUAACUACUCCUGUUGUAGAACCGAAGAUGAUAUCGGUGAUUGAAAAUGCAGAUAAAUCUAAAGGAAGUUGGACGAAAUCUAAAAAACGCGGAAGCUUGAAUAUUGAAAAAAAUCUUAGAUGGUUUUAUAAUUUUGGGCACGAAGAUAAUAAACAAUACAGUAAUAAUCCGGCUGAUCGACGAGGUAUUUAUAUCGAAUGCAACGGGAAGAAAUGAUAGGAAAUAAUCAACUUUAUCAACUUUAUUCUCCUGAAAUAAUAGGAGAAUUUUUUUUAUGAAAAUACAAAAUAAUAACGAAUAAGAAACGAAUCAAACAUUGCCUACCUAAUAAAAUUAUUCGAAUCUCACUUAAUUGGACUUCUUGAUUUGCCUUAUCGUAUCACGUUUGCACAUUGGAGAAGAUGGUACGACUGGACAUUUGCCGAUUCAUAUCAGUGACCACGGUCCAGUCCAUAAAUUCACGAGCCGGUGACCGAUAUUUACGAGCUUCUCAACUGGAAACAUUCGUCAUGCUUUACAAGCUGUCGUAAACGAGUCCUCUUAUUAUUCCAUCCAUAAGAUUUUUCGAAUCGUCUAGCGGGUUGAAUCGUUUUGUGAAGCAAUGCGAUUCAUGCGAUACGUUGAAUGGGGCAUCGUGUUUCGGAUGUGAUUACGAUUCAGUUGAAAUUACAUGCGAAGUAGUAGGGAGGGGAUGGGGAAAAAGAUACGGGAUCAGUUUUGCACCGUUUAAAAUGUUAUUCGCGGGGGAAGGGAAUGAAAACGAUUGCGAUGAGUCCAUAAUUGGCUUUGCGCAAACUAUCGUGACUCGAUGGUUUAAUAACGGUUUUUCGAGAUAGCAGAGCCGAUCAGUUUAAUUUGCAACGAUAGCAUAUCAGUGGGUUGCGGUUAAUAACCAGUCCAAGGUACAAAUAGGUGUGUUCAAUCAGCACCCCGCGUCGUUCCAAAUUACUCCGCAAUAUUUUUGUUAAAAUAUCCAUCCGCCGUUCGUUUC